This is a messenger RNA of Amaranthus tricolor (Joseph's coat), 1563 nucleotides long. RefSeq lists its product as uncharacterized. Bases 1 to 1563 code for a protein of 520 amino acids. Lineage: Eukaryota; Viridiplantae; Streptophyta; Magnoliopsida; Caryophyllales; Amaranthaceae. The record is from RefSeq and is a predicted model, not a curated record. Gene Ontology annotation, molecular function: nucleic acid binding. The transcript has a single exon.
AUGGAUGAAAAUGCAAACCUUGAUGAGAAUUUCGACCCGGACAUGGAAGUAUUCAUUUCUUACUUUGAAAACCUUGAUAUGAUGGAUGAUUAUGAUAUUUAUGAAGAUUACACAAGUGAAACAUAUGGGAAUGUAGAUGUCAGUUUAAACUUGGGUGUAAUUACUUGUCAACCUCAUUUAAACCCACAAAAAGCACAAUUUGAGCCUCUAGAUGAACCAGAACAGCAGCUUAGUGAACAUGAUGAACAUCUUAGUGAACAACCAGAAGUUCAACCAAAUGAACUACCUCAACCAGAAUGUUAUGAAGCUCAACCAAAACCACAAACCAAUGAACAAAGAGAACCAGAUUUACAAGAAGCUGAAGCAGAACAAGCACAGACCCAAAGUAGGGAAAUAAGCAUUGAAACCAAAAAGUUAAUUGUUCAAAAGUUAAGUUGUCGUUGUGAACCACCAACUAGAACAUUGCCUAAGGGAUCUAUAAAGGCAACUGUACUUGCAAAUAAUGUUUCACGGUGGAUGGUUUGGAGACUUUGGGAGAGUGCCAAAAAUGCAAUGGCCAAUGGUAAUGUUAUUGAUGUUAGUAACAAAAAGAGGGGAAGGGUAGGAAGGAAAAAAAAUGUUUUUAAUAUGGAUACACUUAAUGCCUUCCAAAUUGAAAAAAGAACCACAAUUAGGUCAAUCGCUAAUGAAAUGAAAAUGGGACAUUCACAAGUAUAUAGAAUGUUAAAAGCAGAAGACCUUAGAUCCCACACAAAUUCCAUCAAACCAAAGCUUUCACAUGAACACAAACUUAGGCGACUUAACACAUUACCGAAAUUCAGUCUGAUGUACAACAUCGUACACAUUGAUGAGAAGUGGUUUUAUAUGAGCAGAGAGACACAACGAUUUUACCUAUUCACAUGGGAAGAGGAAGAGCCAUAUAGGUGUGUUCAAAACAAGAAUUUCAUAGGAAAGGUCAUGUUCAUAGUUGUUGUUGCUAGGCCACUUGUUAACACUAACGAGGACAUAUUGUGGGAUGGGAAAAUAGGCAUCUUCCCUUUUACAGAGACACAAAUGGCAAUCAAAAGUUCAAGCAACAGGCAAGUAGGUACACCAGAAUUCAAAGCAAUUACAAGAGUCACAAAGGAUGUCAUCAAGGAAAAGUUAAUUGCUAAAGUGUUACCAGCAAUCAGAUCAAAAUGGCCAGCAAAUGGAGUUAGGGACAUAUGGAUUCAACAAGACAAUGCAAGGCCACACUUAUUAACAACUGAUCAUGCAUUUAAUGAAGCUGCAACACAAGAUGGGUUCAAUAUUAGGCUAGUUUGUCAACCAGCUUCUAGUUCUGACAUGAAUAUUUUGGAUUUAAGUCUUUUUAAUGCUCUUCAGUCAAUUCAAUUUAGAGAAUUUCCUAGAGAUUUGCCAACUUUAAUUAAUGCAGUAACUGAUGCAUACGAUACUUUUAAUCCAAAACUUUUGAAUUACUCAUGGAUUCAAUAUCAGUUAUGCAUGCUUGAGGUACUUAAAGUAGGGGUGGUAAUAAUUACAAGCAACCACACAUGGGAAAGAAAAGGUUGGACAGGCUAG